AUGUCGAAGCUUGAAGAGAAAAGCAUAGACGCGGACGUCGUCCUCGCUGAUGACCUCUCCUUGGAUGAGGAGCACAGGAACCUCGGCGGAGCCCCCAUUGAGGACUCGAGUCCGAUGGGGAAGGAUGUUGGUUGGUGGACGGCGGUCUUGUUGAACUUUUCGAUGAUGAUUGGGACCGGGAUUUUUUCGACGCCCGGAACUAUACUCAGGCAGACCGGUUGUUUUGGAUUGGCUAUCAUUUUUUGGAUUAUUGGGUUCUUCCUUAGUGCCGCGGGUUUAUCAUACUACACCGAAUACCUCGCCAUGUUCCCGAAUAGGGCUGGUGCGGAGGUGGCUUAUCUGGAACAGGCAUAUAGUCGGCCCAAGUUUCUAUUGCCAGUGACCUUUGCGUUCAUUACAGUCGUUCUUAGUUUUGCGAGCUCUAAUGCUAUAGUGUGCGCCGAAUACAUACUCUACGCGAACGGUCAAGAAACAUACAAUGAAUGGACUAUGCGAGGAAUAGCAAUAGCCGCCUAUGGAAUUGCUUGUAUCAUCGUCAUCUCCCACAACCGCACAGCAAUGUGGAUCUCCAACGUUCUCGGCUUCUUCAAAGUGGUCAUCCUGUGUUUCAUCGUCGUCACGGGAUGGGUCGUCCUUGGAGGCGGUACGCGUGUCGAGGAUCCCAAGAGCCAUUUCAAGAAUGGAUUCAGCGGGAUAAAUAAUAACGGAAAUGCAAUGGCGAGCGCUAUGAUUAAUGUCAUCUUUUCGUAUGCGGGUUGGAAUAAUGCCAACAACGUCGCCAACGAAAUGUCACGUCCUGUACACACGCUCAAGACAGCAGGUCCAUUCUCCCUCGGCCUAGUCUUCUUCCUUUACUUCUUUGCAAACAUCGCCUACGUCGCUGCUGUCCCCGUAUCAGAAGCCAAGAAAUCCGGCCAACUCCUCGCCGCCAAAUUCUUCUCGGCAGUAUUUGGUACAUAUGCAGGGACGAGGGUAUUACCUGUUUUCGUGGCUCUGUCGGCAUUUGGAAAUUUGGUUUCCGUGGCUAUUGGGCACGGCAGGGUGUUUAGGGAGGUAGCGCGACAAGGGGUGUUUCCAUUCAGCCGUUUCUUCGCCAGUACCAAACCAUUUGGUACCCCCGCCGCUCCAAUGCUGCUCAAGUUUAUUCUCACAACAAUUGUGAUCAUCGGACCUCCCAUCGGUGACGCGUUCAACCUUAUUGUAUCCAUCCAGACGUACCCUAGCCGACUUUUCGAUCUGGCUAUGGUCACUGGCAUCUACUGGAUCCGGCGGAGAAGGGCCAAGGCUGGUGUGCCCAGGCCCGAGUUCCGCACAUGGCACAUCGCGCUGUGGUUCUCGAUCGCGGUGAAUAUAUUCGUGUUGGUGGUGCCGUGGUUACCGCCUGCGAAGAAUGCGGAGCCAUUUUCGUUUCCGUAUUGGGUACCUUGGGUCACCGGAAUCGGUAUCUUGGCACUUUGCUUCGCUUAUUGGGUUUCAUGGAUGCACAUUGCUCCGUGGUUGUUGGGGUAUAAGGUAUACGAGGAGGUGGUUGAGUUGGAGAAUGGGGAGUUGUCGAAGAGGUUUGUGUAUGUCUAUCAUGAUCAUCGUGGGGAUGAGUUUAGGGAGCGGCUGAGGUUGGAGGCGGAGAAGCUGAAGGCGCAGGAGAAUGGGAGUCUGGAGCAGAAGGUGGAUGUGACGGUUUGA
Molecule: messenger RNA, 1683 nt
Organism: Guyanagaster necrorhizus
Lineage: Eukaryota; Fungi; Basidiomycota; Agaricomycetes; Agaricales; Physalacriaceae
Product: high-affinity methionine permease
Exons: 14
Coding region: 1-1683 (560 amino acids)
Biological process (GO): amino acid transmembrane transport
Cellular component (GO): membrane
Molecular function (GO): L-amino acid transmembrane transporter activity
Source: RefSeq, a predicted model, not a curated record